AUGGCGGAUUGGAUCUACGCAUAUUCAAAAAGCUUAGAACAGAAAACCAAUGACCUCAACGAGGAGAAAAAGAUGACGGAGAAACUGUUGUAUCAAAUGUUACCUAUUUCUGUGGCCAAUAAGUUGAGGAACAACGAAAGUGUCAGUGCUGAAUGGUUUGACUCGUCCACCAUAUUUUUCUCAGAUAUAGUUGGGUUUACCACCAUCUCUGCUCGAUGCACUCCGAUGCAGGUUGUUGAGAUGCUGAACAAUUUGUAUUCCCUGUUUGAUUCCCGUAUUGACACAUAUGACGUGUACAAAGUCGAGACAAUUGGAGAUGCGUACAUGGUGGCCAGUGGACUUCCUGUCAAAAAUGGAGAGAAGCAUGCUGAAGAAAUCGCCACGAUGUCUAUUGAUCUUCUCUCGUCAGUUAACCAAGUGAAGGUCCCUAGCUACCCAAAGGAAGGGCUGAAGCUCAGGAUUGGAAUGCACAGUGGUUCCUGUGUGGCGGGCGUGGUGGGGAUCAAGAUGCCACGAUACUGCCUUUUCGGAGAUACAGUAAACACCGCCUCUCGGAUGGAGUCAAAUGGAUUACCCCACAAGAUCCAUAUUAGCCAGGCAACACGCGAUCGGCUGAUAAAAACGGACAACUACCUGAUAUCCGAGAGAGGGGAGAUCGACAUUAAGGGAAAAGGGAAAAUGAAAACAUUCUGGCUGGACGGCCGUGCGGAUAUGACUCAAGCCAAUGACAGCAUGGUGUGCAAGUACAUACCAAAACGGAAGCGAAAGGUAAAACAGGAUGACGCAACUUCUGGGACUCUUUCCCUUAGUACUGGUAUGGUCAGCGAGUCAGGGUCGACGUUGACUGUGGAUAGUAAUUCAGACGGGGUGAGUAAAGUGGAGGUGACUGCUGACGUCACUGGGAAACUCCAGGACAUCAAGGAAAGCGAAAAGGAAGAUAAAAGUAUUCGUAACGUGCAGAAUGUCAGCUUGAAAAAAGACUUGACAGUUGAGGACAUUUCCAAUUUUGAAACAGAACAAGACAGCUCCAAAUUCGGUACAUCUCUCGGGACACAGAAUAAUGAAUCUAACCUCGGAGCUGACACAAAGGGUUCUGAUUUUGUAGUUGUCAAAAAUGGUUCCUGCACUGGAUCCACCGAACAUAAAGAUGGAAACAGUGUGGUUCCUUCAAUACAGGAUGGUGUAACUGACGAUAAAGCAACUUCAAAAGCGGUUAGUUCUGAAUCAUCGGGAAAAGGGUUAGUUAAUCAGACUCCAACAAAGAAUUCCCUCGAUCACUCUGUCAAUGUUCUCAAAAACAACGGCACUGCGCCGAAUGUGAAUGACGCAAUGGCGUUGCCGAAUGAGGUCAAGAUGACAGAGAACAGUCCUGUAGCAGACGCUGAAGCUGCUCAACUGGCCAGGGAUAGCUCGGCAGUUGUUUCUCAUGGCGGUUUUAAAGGACAUGACCAUGUGCACAAAAUACAAUCUGAUAUUGUUAUUACUGUAACAAGUGAUGAGUGA
Molecule: messenger RNA, 1503 nt
Organism: Haliotis rubra (blacklip abalone)
Lineage: Eukaryota; Metazoa; Mollusca; Gastropoda; Lepetellida; Haliotidae
Product: retinal guanylyl cyclase 1-like
Exons: 5
Coding region: 1-1503 (500 amino acids)
Biological process (GO): intracellular signal transduction; cGMP biosynthetic process; receptor guanylyl cyclase signaling pathway
Molecular function (GO): peptide receptor activity; guanylate cyclase activity
Source: RefSeq, a predicted model, not a curated record